This is a messenger RNA of Belonocnema kinseyi, 1321 nucleotides long. RefSeq lists its product as uncharacterized. Bases 296 to 832 code for a protein of 178 amino acids. The record is from RefSeq and is a predicted model, not a curated record. Lineage: Eukaryota; Metazoa; Arthropoda; Insecta; Hymenoptera; Cynipidae. The transcript is spliced from 4 exons.
AUCGGCGAUCCUUUGUCUAAAUUUCCAUUCAUAUGUUAUUUACAUAUUUUCUAGUAUAUUUACAAUUUUUUAUUACAUUUACUUAAUGUUAAUCGUGACAAAAAUUUAUUUCGCCUACGAGGAUUUACUGCUGGAAAAAUCUCGAGUAAACGAACAUGCAACAAUUUCAAAUCAAAUUGGAAAAACGUUCUGUCAGCGUCGUCCAGUGGUGGUGAUUUUUAUUGUCAAAUAGAACUUGAGUCCCAAAGUCGAUAGAAGGUCCCAUAAUUCCGGAAGAAGCUUUCACGGCCCUUCUAUGUUUCGAUUAGUCGAUCGCCCCCUCAGUUUCAGGCAACAAGCCAGCGAUUGGAUUUAUAAGAUGUUGUUUCUCUGGUCGAGGGAACCAAUCCCCAAUUCCAGAGCAGGUCCCUGGUUUGCUUGGUUUGCCACAGCCGCUGUAUUGUGGCGAUGCCGACGUAGAAUAACAAAAGCAAUCCUCGCCAUAUCGCCUUUAAAAUUAAUCAAACGUCGCACUGUAGCUCCCAUUAAUCCAAAAGCAGUGGUAUCGUCCAAGGUGACUUCAGGAACCGCAAAACCCGCAGGAGAUACAGAACAUACCACAGGCGUAACAGAAAAUACCACAAACGGCUUUCAGGAAAAACUCUGUCUAAUUUUAAAUACAAAACAUAGCACUGGGAUUAAAACUCGAGUCAAGCGAUUGUGCACAGGUGAUGGGCCGCAUGUGACGAACUCAUCUUGUGUGCAGGAAACCCAGCAGGUCAAUUACAGGGUUACGAGGAGUGGUAGAGUUUAUGGGAAAUAUCCAAACAAAGUUGUUUUUCCAAAAAAAUAAUAGAAUUCAUAUCCAAUCCCCAAUUUUGUCUCUCUCUCUCUCUCUCUCUUACUCUUAAUUUAACUUAUAAUUUUGUUUUUUCUUCGUAAAUGUUUUUUUGAACCGUAUUCUCCUAUCAGAGGUGAUUAUCAGUACGAUUUGUACGUGUAUAAUAAGGAUCAAUAUCGUUUCGUGACAAUCAUCUGUUCUUUCUUUUGCUUAUUUUCGGAAGGUUUGUAAUCAAAACGAAAGAAGAAUUUCGUGCAAUAUAUGAUGCAGGAGAGAAAUCAGUAUUCUGAUUUAAUUCACUGAGGUGAUGUAAUUAGCGAAUCUCGCUUAAUUGUAACUGAAUCUGCAAUUAGGAAAAUUUAUACAAAAUUUGGGAUCUGAGCUCAGAUAAAGUGGUUAUUUCAUUAUAGGAAGGAUAUUUAGAAAAUAUAAUUUUUAUUUUAUGUAAUUUUAUAAUAUUCUAUUAACUUUUGUACAAAAACUUCUUUCUGGAAAUCGGAA